AUGUUUGCAUCAGAAUUGAUGGUUCCAAAAGAACUAGAAUAUGACAAAAGAAUUGAAAUAUUUAAAACCUAUAUUCACAAUGAUAUUAAAUGUCACGAUGCCAAUGACAAAAGUGCUGUUAUUACCACCCUUAGGAAAUUAAUAAUAAUUUUAUUUCUCCCCAUUCAUACAAAAUCGACUAAAGUAAAUAAAAAUAAUCUAAAAAUUGUAUUUUAUUGUAAUCAUUCAGGAAAGACAAAAGAAACAUGUAAAGGAAGAGAUUGUGAAUAUAAAUUAAUUGUAACAUUAGGGUUUGAUAAUGUAAAUAGAGUAUUAGAAAUUAAUGAACACAAGCAUCCAUUGGACUACUUCUUUGUUGUAUCAAAAACAUGCCCUUUGUUAAAAUUUGAGAAACAUUUAAUUCCAAAAACAAACAACGAAAUAAUCAAGUUUCUUGCAAAUCAUCCUCAUAUUCAAAUUCCCCUUCGAAAAUUUAGACAAAUUCAGAGAGAAGAAGACAGAAAUCAAAUCCUUGAAAAUAUAUUUCUUUCAGAAUCAUUUUUUGAAAAUGAUUCAUUUAUUAAAUUAACAAAUACUUUCACUAAUGGCUAUAUUCAUUCCCUAAUGUUCAUUCACAAGAAAGUAGCCCAAAUGGAAUACAGUCAAAGAAGAUGGUAUGUUGAUGAUACUGCUAAAACAAAUAUAUAUAACAAAAACUUGUAUGCUGUUAUUGUAAAGGAUGAUAAUUCUUUUAACCAACUCCUAUCAUUUGGAUAUUUAUUUGAUCAAUCCGAAAAUUCGUAUAAAUUAUUCCUCCAUCAACUUCACAAUAUUUUAAAUUAUGGGCCCGAAAUCAUCGUGUGUGAUCGCAGUAUUGCUCAAUAUAAUGCUUUGAAACAUGUAUUUCCACAUUCCAAACUAUUCUUCUGCAGAAUUCAUAUAGAAAGAUCAUUGACAAAAUAUUUCAAGAAUGAUCAUAUAAUAAUGAAAUUAUUUCAUUUAACAAUGAACAUGAAGUUGAACGAAGAUGAUUUAAUUGAAACAUGGAAAAGUAUUGUAAUAAAAAAUAUUAAAAACUUAGAAGAAGACAGUGAUGAUGAAAGUAGGUACCAUGAUGAUAACGAAAGUAGUGACGAGGAAAAUGAUGAGCACUUGUUCGAACCAGAUACAGGUGAUAUUAUAAAUUCAGCAGAUGAACCUGACACAUCACACGAUAACAUUCAAGAAAUGAUGGAAGAAGCAAAGGGAAUACAUAUCAAUAAAGGACUGAUGUGUAUAAUUGAUUUAAUCGAACACAAAGAAAAUUGGAUUCCUUCUGAAUGUAUCAAAUAUGGGAUGUAUCGAGAUUUUACAACAAAUAGAGUAGAAGGAUUCUUUGGGCACUUGAAAAAAAUAAUUAAACAUAGCCAGGUUCCUUUCUAUUUAUUGACAGACAACGUUUAUGCACUUGGAAAUACAAUGUUUAAUAAUAUAAUUGGGAUUGAUCUUCCAGAAGAAAUUAUAGAUAACAACGAUCUUCAUUUUACACUACUGAGUGAGUUUGCAAAGAAGGUCUUAAAAACACAAUACAAGGUAUUGACUGAUCACGUAAUAUGUGAUGAGAAACAGUAUUGCAUUAGCUGUCAAAUAAGACAUGUCAAUCCUGCAGCAGCAUGGCCUUGUUGUCACCUAAUGAAAGAAGAAGAAAGAUGUCGUUAA
Entamoeba dispar SAW760 is the source of this 1677-nucleotide messenger RNA. RefSeq lists its product as uncharacterized. The record is from RefSeq and is a predicted model, not a curated record. Bases 1 to 1677 code for a protein of 558 amino acids. The transcript has a single exon. Lineage: Eukaryota; Evosea; Mastigamoebida; Endamoebidae.